Mytilus californianus (California mussel) is the source of this 4511-nucleotide messenger RNA. RefSeq lists its product as uncharacterized. Gene Ontology annotation, biological process: activation of GTPase activity. The record is from RefSeq and is a predicted model, not a curated record. The transcript has 12 exons. Lineage: Eukaryota; Metazoa; Mollusca; Bivalvia; Mytilida; Mytilidae. Bases 1 to 2400 code for a protein of 799 amino acids. Gene Ontology annotation, molecular function: GTPase activator activity.
AUGGAUAAAAGAUUGUCCAGUGAUGAAGAGGAAUCGUUUGAGUUUGUUGAUGCCUUGGAAGAAACAGCCGAGUAUGUCAUUCCAGAUAUUGCUACCGAAGCCAAAGAGGACGGAGCCAUCAUAGAUGAAAAUCGUCCUGACCUUCAGGUUUUUCAUUCAGCUUUAGACCAAUGUGGGAAGAAUAUAGAUCUUUCUAAAUUUGUAGUUGAUGAAACUAAUACAGAAUAUAAAAAAAAACAAAUAAAGACGUCUGUCAGGUCAGCAAUAGGACAAACACAGCAUGGCAAGGCUCAGGUCAAAGGUCAAACAGAAGAAGAUGUGAAGGAUUGUUCGGUUAAAAAGGAUAGCAUAUCUUUUAUUGAUCCUAUUUCAAAGCAUGCAGUACAAAAUGAAGAAGGAGAAUGCAGUUGUGUAGGAAACAAUAUCAAAGAAGAGGACUUUGAUAAUUUUAACCAUUUCAAGUUCACCGGUGAAAGCUUAAAUGUUAAACAUGAUAGUAUAACCUGUGCUUCUUGCAAGUCAGAAAGGCAAAAAUGUCUAGACAAACAGGUACUUGUUCAAAGUGGAGAUAACUCUGCAAUUUGUAAAGACGGGGCUAUUGGAAAGGGAGAUAACUGCAUUCAAGGCACAGAACAAUUUAAUGGAUCCCACUCAGGCAGAGUGUUGGAACAAUCUAGGCCCCCACAAUCAGAAGACAGUUUUCAAAGUGUUGAAAAUUUGAAUGGCACAAGUAUAAAUACUUGUAACAUUCACAAGAGUGAAGUUACAAAUAAUCAGAGUCAAAAUACUCAAUCUAGUCAAAAAAAUGAAUGCUCACGUCAAAAUACUAGUCAAUCAUACCAAAGUCAAGACAAUGCACAAAUACAUGUAUGUAAUGCAGCAGAUUUGUUGUCUGCUGAUCAUCAUGAUUUUUGUGAUAGUAGUGUUAAUGAUGAGGCUGUAAAAAAUAAGAAAAAAUCCACUUUACAUCUAGAUUGUACACAAACCAUACCUAUUGGAACUAGUCAACUGAGUGGAACGUUUAGUCCGGCAUUUAAACGGGAGAAACCUUUAUGUAAAGAAGAAUUUGAAAUGAUGUUUGACGAGGAUGGUAGAAUUGUGGAUGAGCAUGCUCUGAGGAAAGCUGUAUUUAUGGGUGGAGUUGAUCCUAGUAUAAGAAAGAAAGUCUGGCAUUUCUUGUUUGGAUUUUUUCCUUGCUCGUCAACAUCAAGAGAAAGGGAAGAUAUACUGAUUGAUUAUAUAAUGAAGUACCAUGAACAGAAAUCAAGAUGGAAGACCAUGCUGAUGUUAAAUGCCAAACCUGGAGCAUCACUACUGGAACAAGGUUUAGUGGCCAGGUACCAGAUAGACACAACGAACAGGGCUGUCAGAAGUCCAGACGGAGAGUUCAACGACCCAAUAUCUGAGUUUGAGACACUACAGUUUAAUCUCAUGGCAGGAAAGAUGAAGACAGCUGACCCAGACUUUAAAGCGAUGUCAAAAAGUUUUCCUGAUUUGAAUAUCAAUUCCCCAGAACUUAAACAGAAAAUUGAUUUUAUGAGAAUUCAAUCACAGGUACUGGUGAAUAGACACAAUGUAAAUGUUAAAAACCUGUGGAGCCAUUUGAGAGUGAUAGAUAAGGAUGUUCCUCGAACUGAUAGGGACCAAGACUUUUUCAAGGGACCAUUGAAUCCUAACCUUACAGUAUUACGUGAAGUACUCGCCACAUUUGCAGCAUUUCAUCCAAAGAUUGGUUAUGCCCAGGGCAUGAAUGAUAUCUUAGCCAGGUUCUUGGUUGUGUUUGAUUCAGAGGUGGAGACCUAUUGGUGUUUCUCACAUUAUAUGUCCAAGAUACAAGAAGACUUCACAGAGGAGGGCAUGGUCAGAAAGAUUGAACUGGUUGUGGAACUUUUAGAAGAGAUGGAUUUAGAAUUACUUCAGCAUUUACGACAACAUGAUAUGGGAGACUUAAUGUUUUGUCAUAGGUGGUUGUUACUUGGUUUUAAGAGAGAAAUGCCUUUUCCGGAUUCACUCAGAUGUUUUGAGAUACUUAGUAGUCAUCAUUUGGAACUCUCCUCUCUAGAGGCAGAAACUGCCCGUAGGAAACAGACAAUGAAAGAAUUCCAAAAUUUAGGUGGAAUAACGAGAACAGCCAGGUUGGAUACAGAAUGUGAAUAUACAUUUGAGCUGUUCAUGUGUUUAGCUUUGUUAGAGGAAUGUCGUGACGAUUUGUUACAAAGUACAGACACUGCUGCAGUCUUUACUGUCAUAAACAAUGUGAAGAUUGACCUGGACGAUAUUUUGUGUAAAUCUGCUGAUCUUUUCUACAAAUACUGCAAGAAAAGUGUGGACGAUAGUUUCCUGAUGGUAGAACUACCAUCAGCUGGAAAUAGGAGACAUAAACCUGCCUUUAGAAAAUGAAUAAUCAACUCCGCCUACCUAUAUAUACAUAAAUCAAUUUCUGGAAUAUAUUUUGGAGUUUGCAGUCCUACAUUAUGAUUUUUUAAAAAAUUACUGUAACUAAAUUUGAACUACAGUGGUAGUUAGAUAUAGUAUCUGACAUUGAUGUCUAAUAGAGAUACAGAUAACUAUAAAAUUGAUUCUUAUUGAUAUUGUAUACCAAUAGGGGAUUGGGCAGAAGAUACCAAUUAAGAAGACAAUAAAAAACCAUAAGUGAAGGAUACAGAGAUUAUACCAUAAUCAUGGGAGAUAUAAAUGAUAUGAAAUGUACUAUGAAAAGUCUGGGAAGGGAGAAUACUCCAUAAUCUGCAGUGCAUUCUAUUAAAAAUGUCUAGUCAAUUUUCUUUUAUGAUCAGGCAGUAUGAGAAUAAUAAUAGUUCAUUUCACUAAUUAGUUAGUGAAAUAUCAAAAUUAAAAAUAUGUAGCCUCUUUCCGGGUAAAUCACAUUUUUCAUUAAUUGCACGAUUGGUAUAUGGAAGCUGUCAAAGGCUACUCAACAAGUUAAAUUUAAUUUUUAUUGUUACAAGAAAUAUUAUUUAAUUGCAAAUAGGUGUUAGGAAUGAUUGCAAUAAGUUAUCUUAAUCAAAAUGGUUGACAUCAUCAAAUUCAUUUUACACUAUGUUGAACUGUAGUACCUUUCAUUGACACUUGACACUUUCCAUCAUUUUUGUCUCAAAAGCAAUUAUUUUUGUGAUAACAAGCUCUCACGCAAGUUUUAAAUUUUAUUUUGAUUGAUACAAGACCUUUUUUAAAACCAAUUUCGGAUGAAAUAAAAUUUGAUUUCAAACAGGAUAGAAUGAUUGCACAUAUCUGAUUAACACACUUCAUUAUUUUCGUCUCAAAAGCAAUUAUUUUUGUGUUAAGAAAUUGUCAUGCAAGUUGUAAAUUUCAUUUUGAUUGUUUCAAUACCUACACAGCUACUUUUGAGGGUCUGGAUGGGGGUCCUUCAUUUUUCCAUUCUUUAAUUUUUUAGGCCAUUUUUCUCUAUUCUUUAUAUUUGAGCACCUCAUUAUUCUCUAUUCUUUAUAUUUUUUGCCCAUUAUUCUCUUUUCUGUAAACCCCCAUCCACACCCUUACUUUUGCAUGUAUAAUUAUUUAGUACUAUAAUUUUAAAGUACUGAAAAUAUACCUAAAUAACUUAAUAGUGAUGUAUAUACGUGGUGUUUUCAAACUAGAAGUGUACUAAUUUAGUACCAUACUUUUACAGUACUAGCGUUGUACUGCAAAUUCGAAGUACCCGUUUUUUAUACCUUCUUAGUGUAGUACUAUGAAGGUUAAAUAAAUAAUGUAGCACUUCUUUUUAAGUAUUAUUUGAUGGGUAAUUUUACUGAAACUGUUCAUAAUUUAAAACUAUUUAACUAGUACAAAAAAGGUUUUUACAUAACAUGUACUACACAUUAAAAGUAUAGACUGUUGCUUUCAACUUGAAGUACAAAUCCAGUGCUGUGAAAGUAUUGUACUGAUAUAGUAUAACAGUUUUGAAGUACUGAGAAAGUACUGUAUUAUAAUUUGGCAACCUUGCAACCUGACAUCUUAUUUUUGAAAACUCAAUGAACAACACAUUGGUUCUCAUAGCCUAAUUGGGUUGGGUUAAAUCAGUUUUUAUGUGUACAUAAGAAUGAUUUCUGCAACAUUCUUGAUGACCUAGGAUGUCUAUUUACAAGUAUGCAAAUACACGUAUGCAUUGUUUUUUUGUUUGUGAAAACCAAUCAGAAAAUACUGUCAAAACUACUCAAAUUCACCGUCUAUGAUGAUGAAAUAGGGUGUAAAUAAGGGAAGAUUUUUCUAAGGAGUGAGAUUUUGACCUCCCCAGUAGGUGACAAGUCCAAAGAGGGAGAUGUCAAGUUUUUACAGGUAAAAGAGGAAGUCCUUCCUAGAAUUUAUGUAUUGGCAGGUACAUUGUAUGUCACAUAGAAUAGUUUUGCAAUAGACUAUUGUCAUAUUACCGACUUUUGACUCUGGAUUAUAUAAUUUUUGACAGGUAACCUUAUCUGUGGUAGGACAUCCUAGUACUCAGUCAAGUUAUAGCAACCAAAAGAAAUAAAAUCAAACAUAUAAAACGAGGGUGCAAU